Sphaerodactylus townsendi is the source of this 3650-nucleotide messenger RNA. It is a transcript of the gene ADAMTS3, whose product is annotated as ADAM metallopeptidase with thrombospondin type 1 motif 3. NCBI's taxonomy places the organism in Eukaryota, Metazoa, Chordata, Lepidosauria, Squamata, Sphaerodactylidae. Gene Ontology annotation, cellular component: extracellular matrix. Gene Ontology annotation, molecular function: metalloendopeptidase activity. The record is from RefSeq and is a predicted model, not a curated record. Gene Ontology annotation, biological process: extracellular matrix organization. The transcript has 16 exons. Bases 1 to 2610 code for a protein of 869 amino acids.
AUGGCACUAUAUGCGUCCAUCAGUUUAAUUGAACGCGGAAAUCCUUCGAGAAGCCUGGAGAACGUUUGCCGUUGGGCGUACCAGCAACAGCGGGCAGAUCCCAAACAUUCAGAGCACCACGACCACGCCAUCUUUCUAACCCGGCAGGACUUUGGACCAGCAGGGAUGCAAGGUACUGGGGUCAAGCUGGGAAUGGAACAUGACGGGCAAGGGAACCGGUGCGGGGACGAGACAGCCAUGGGGAGCGUCAUGGCUCCGUUGGUGCAAGCCGCCUUCCACCGAUACCACUGGUCCCGCUGCAGUGGCCAGGAACUCAAGAGAUACCUAAACUCUUAUGACUGCCUCCUUGACGACCCUUUUGAACACGAGUGGCCUAAACUGCCCGAGCUGCCAGGGAUCAAUUAUUCCAUGGAUGAACAGUGCCGCUUUGAUUUCGGAGUGGGCUACCGAAUGUGUACGGCGUUUCGAACCUUUGACCCCUGCAAACAGCUGUGGUGCAGCCAUCCGGACAACCCCUAUUUCUGCAAGACGAAGAAGGGGCCGCCUCUCGAUGGGACAGAAUGCGCACCGAGCAAAUGGUGCUAUAAAGGUCACUGCAUGUGGAAGAAUACAAACCAACUACAGCAAGACGGCAACUGGGGGGCUUGGACGAAAUUUGGCUCCUGCUCACGGACGUGCGGAACCGGCGUCCGCUUCAGAACACGCCAGUGCAACAACCCCAUGCCAGUGAACGGGGGGCAAGACUGUGCAGGCAUCAACUUUGAGUACCAGCUCUGCAACAUGGAAGAAUGUCCGAAGCAUUACGAAGACUUCCGGGCUCAGCAGUGUCAACAGCGCAACUCCCAUUUUGAGUAUCAGAGCAGCAAGCACCACUGGCUUCCAUACGAGCAUCCCGAUGCCAGCAAGAGAUGCCAGCUUUACUGCCAAUCCAAAGAGACGGGAGACGUUGCCUACAUGAAGCAACUGACCCACGACGGAACUCGCUGUUCCUACAAAGACCCCUUCAGCAUCUGUGUCCGCGGAGAAUGUGUGAGGGUCGGCUGCGACAAGGAAAUCGGGUCCAACAAAGCUGAGGACAAGUGCGGAGUAUGUGGAGGAGAUAAUUCUCAUUGCCGGACGGUAAAAGGGACCUUCACGCGGACCCCAAAGAAGCCUGGGUACCUUAAGAUGUUUGACAUCCCACCGGGUGCUAGACAUGUGUCUCUCCAAGAAGACGAGGCCUCCCCUCACAUUCUUGCCAUUAAGAACCAAGCUACAGGCCACUAUAUUCUGAACAGCAAAGGGGAAGGAUCCGUCUCUCGUAGCUUCAUUGACAUGGGCAUAGAGUGGGAGUACCAUGUCGAAGACGACAUAGAAACGCUUCAUACCGACGGCCCUUUGCACGAUGCCAUCGUUGUGUUGAUCGUUCCUCAGGACAACGACACGCAGUCCAGCCUGACGUACAAAUACAUCAUCCACGAGGAUUCGGUACCCAACGUGAACAGCAACAACGUCCUCCAAGAGGAGCUGGAUACCUUUGAAUGGGCUUUGAAGAGUUGGUCGCAGUGCUCCAAGCCGUGCGGAGGAGGUUUCCAGUACACCAAGUACGGGUGUCGCCGGAAGAGCGAUAGCAAAAUGGUCCACCGUAGCUUCUGUGAAGCCAGCAAAAAGCCGAAGCCCAUCCGCAGGAUGUGCAAUCUUCAGGAAUGCACACAACCGUUCUGGGUAUCAGAAGAAUGGGAGCACUGCACCAAAACCUGCGGGACUUCCGGUUAUCAGAUCCGAACAGUCCGCUGCAUUCAGCUACUCCACGACGGAGGGAACCGCUCGAUCCAUUUCAAGUAUUGUGGUGGGGAUCGCCCAGAGAGCCGUAGGCCAUGCAAUCGAUCUCCGUGCCCUGCCCAAUGGAAAACCUGGCCCUGGAGUCCAUGUUCUGUGACCUGCGGUGAAGGUACCGAAUCCAGGCAGGUUUUAUGUCGGGCCGGCAACCAGUGCGACGGAGAAAAGCCGGAAUCCGUGCGGGUUUGCAAGCUCGCUCCUUGCAAUGAUGAACCCUGCCAGGGAGACAAAUCGAUUUUUUGCCAAAUGGAGGUGCUGGCCCGCUACUGCUCCAUCCCAGGCUAUAAAAAGCUCUGCUGUGAAUCGUGCAGCAAACACAGCGGCACCGUUCCGACCGCUUUCCUUAGCGAGGCUGCAGAGACCGAAGAGGACAUGAUGGCCGACCCCGGGGACAUACCCAAAAUGUGGGCCGUUCCCACUUCUUUAGUCCCCUUUCGCUCUGAGUCUGCACUGGUGAAAAGAGUCCCUUCGAGCCAGAUCUCCCCCUCGGAGGAAGAUAGGCAUGCACUCGUUCCUCCAACCCACGGCAGGGCCCGAGCGUCUGACCGUCCCCAGCGGAGAGUUCACAGCCCGGCAAGGAAUAAGACUUCUGGGCCCCCCACAGUGCCAUAUCAGCUUCCUACCAAGAGUGAGCAUCUCGGGAGCCGCAGCUCCUCGACCUUGCCGGAGAUUGAUUCUGCUGCAGCUCAGAGCAGCCGUUCGGCGAGCACGCCGCCGAACAGAACCGCGAGGAAAACGGAAAAGCAGGCUGACAGGCGACAAGCUCCUCGGCCUUCCACAGUGGAAAGAUGAGAUAGAGGGCAAACUUAAAAAGGAGAGGAGGGAAGCAGAGACUUUGUUUCAGUUCCUUUGUUCCGGGUACCCAGGGUACAUUCACGCUUUCCGAGGGCAAGCGUUCUCGACAGACUGACUGCUUUAAAAACGAGAGGAAAGUGCUGGAUUCACUUUCCAGUGGCUUUCAUCCUUUCCUUCUAUCCUCUCCCAAUGUCUGGUUAACCCUUCUGGGCUUUGAGAUAAAGCAUCAAAGAAAAGUUACACAACACAAGUGGCUGAAUUGGUUUGGCUACGUUUCCGGUGCUCUGAAAUCUACAUUGCACAUUGCCUGCUUUUUAAUUAUUAUUAUUAUUAUUAUUAAUUUAAAAAGAAAGAAGUCUAAUUUGGGAUGGGAGCGGGGAGAGAAGUUGCCAGAGGCACCAAAGUUUACAAUUCUAGAAAAUGUUUUGUUUCAUUUUGUUUUUGUUUUUUUACUGUGGAACAACAGAGUCCACUGGAAUUGUAUUGCUAAUUUAUCUCUAUAAACCAGUGAUAUAUAUUCUAUGGUCAGAUUUGCAGCGGCCGUGUACAUAGUGUAUAUUAUUGAAACCAAAAAAAAUCAGGAUUAUUUUUCAGAGUUUGGCAUCGCUCCAUUGUUUGUUUGUUUGUUUAGGAUUUAACAUUGCUGGAUCACGCUUUGGUGCCUGCCGUUCUGUUUUGUUUACAUUCCGUCUGGCCCGGAUCCAAAGAGCACUGCGCGCUCUUCCCGCUGGCUUGUACGGAUGUGCGCUUAUUAGGGGUCGCCAGAAGAUCUCUUCCAACAAAUGUCCCUUGUGUUGCAUCAGGGAUUCACGCUGCUUUAUAAAGGGGUGCAAGAAAGAACCCUGGUGGGUGGAAAGGCGGAGCCCAAAGAUUCAUGUGGAAGUCCUCUCUCAGCUGAGAGCAACUGUGUAGUAGUUAAUAGCAGUAGUUAAUAGCCGUAGUAGUUAAGAGCAGGUGGAUUCUCAUCUGAAGAACCAGGUUUGAUUCCCCACUCCUCCACCUGAGUGGCGGAGGCUUAUCUGGCGAACCAGAUGUGU